Nilaparvata lugens (brown planthopper) is the source of this 5369-nucleotide messenger RNA. RefSeq names its product inositol hexakisphosphate and diphosphoinositol-pentakisphosphate kinase. Lineage: Eukaryota; Metazoa; Arthropoda; Insecta; Hemiptera; Delphacidae. Gene Ontology annotation, cellular component: cytosol. Bases 447 to 3761 code for a protein of 1104 amino acids. The transcript has 5 exons. Gene Ontology annotation, molecular function: diphosphoinositol pentakisphosphate kinase activity; inositol hexakisphosphate kinase activity; 5-diphosphoinositol pentakisphosphate 1-kinase activity. Gene Ontology annotation, biological process: inositol metabolic process; inositol phosphate biosynthetic process. The record is from RefSeq and is a predicted model, not a curated record.
UGUGGUCAGAUGCUCAGAUCAGAACAGAACUCACAACUCAGAAGUCAGAGAUUUCAGCAGAGCAGAUUCUAACAAAAGACUCAAGUAACAAAUUUAUUUUUUUAAAAAAUUGAAAGAUUGUUUCAGGUUUAUAACAGUUUGAAACGGCCUGAACGUUUACGUUGGUCUGAAAUGGCCUCACUGUUUGCAUGCCACACAAUCUUUUGGCAAAAAAUAUCCAACUACAAUACAGAGUAAGAUGCAUAGUUGCAUGUUCUAGGACGAAAAGUUUGGACUACUCAGAAAAUACGUUCUCUAAAAUUUACCUAGAUAUUCAAUCAUCAUGCUUAGUAUCAGAACAUGAAAAAGCUCUCUUCAAUAAAUUUAUCGACGAGGACAACAGCCAUCAAUUAUCGAGGAAUUUUGAAUAUAGUUACCAGUUUGAUCUGUCGUAAAUCAUAAAUGAGAUGUCUUACUCUGAGCUGGAGCAUGGCUAUCAGGGCUUGAAACGGUUGAAAGCCGAAGCCUUCUCGUCGCCGGACGAUGUUUGUAAGGAUGCUCACUUUUCAAAGGACGAUACCGACGAGGAAGGAAUGACAAGGAAACAGGUUGUAGUGGGCGUUUGCGCCAUGUCCAAAAAAUCCGAGUCCAGAGCUAUGAAGGAGAUCCUGACAAGGCUGCGUGAGUUCGAACACUUGAAGAUCAUUGUGUUCUCUGAAGAAAUUCUCGAGUUUCCCGUCGAGGAUUGGCCGUUGUGCGAUUGUUUGAUUUCGUUCCAUAGUGCUGGGUUCCCGUUGGAUAAAGCUAUCCAAUACACAGAGCUGCGAAAACCGUUUACGAUCAACGACCUGGAGCUGCAAUAUGAUAUUCAAGACAGAAGGAGAGUGUAUGCUUUGUUGGAGAAUGAGGGCAUCAAAAUUCCGAGGUACGCAGUUUUGGAUAGAGAUACACCAGAUUCCACGUUGGAUAAUUUGGUCGAGUAUGAAGAUCAUAUCGAGGUGAACGGUGUGGUUUUUAACAAGCCGUUUGUUGAAAAGCCGGUUUCAGCAGAGAACCACAACAUUUGCAUCUACUAUCCGACUUCGGCGGGAGGGGGGAGUCAGCAUCUAUUCAGGAAAGUGGGUAGUCGGAGUAGUGUGUACUCGCCAUCGUCCAUUGUCAGGAAGGUGGGCUCUUACAUUUACGAGGACUUUAUGCCGACUGACGGCACGGACGUGAAAGUGUACACAGUGGGGCCGGAUUACGCGCACGCCGAGGCUCGCAAAUCACCAGCACUCGACGGAAAAGUGGAACGGGACAGUGACGGCAAAGAAGUGCGCUUCCCCGUCAUACUCAGCAACGCCGAGAAACUUAUCUCGAGAAAAGUUUGUCUGGCGUUCAAGCAGACUGUGUGCGGCUUCGACUUGUUGCGCGCCAGUGGCAAGUCGUUUGUGUGCGAUGUCAAUGGAUUCAGUUUUGUGAAGAACUCUAACAAAUACUACGAUGACUGUGCCAAGGUUUUGGGCAACAUCAUACUGCGUGAACUAACCUCCCAGCUGCACAUUCCAUGGUCGAUUCCGUUCCAGUUGAACGACCCUCCCAUAGUACCGACCACCAUUGGCAAAAUGAUGGAGCUGCGAUGUGUGGUGGCUGUUAUCAGGCACGGCGAUCGCACCCCCAAACAAAAAAUGAAAGUCGAGGUCCGACAUCAGAGGUUUUUCGACAUAUUCACGAAAUACGGAGGUAAAUGUGUUGCAGGUGGCCAUGUUAAGCUGAAGAGACCGCAACAGUUGCAGGAAGUGCUGGAUACAGCUCGCUCGCUGCUCAGUGAUAUUGAGAACAAUUGUUCCGAGUCUCGCAUUGAAGAGAAACAAACAAAACUGGAGCAGUUGAAGAGUGUGCUGGAAAUGUAUGGUCACUUCUCAGGCAUCAACAGAAAAGUGCAAAUGAAGUACAAGUUGAAACCGCGUGACGAUUCCAGCGACGACGAUAGAAAUAGCGAUCCUUCACUACUGUUGAUACUGAAAUGGGGCGGUGAGUUGACUCCUGCCGGUCGCAUGCAGGCCGAGAAGUUGGGCAAAAUAUUUCGGUGCAUGUAUCCUGGUGGACAGGGCAAAUCGACUACUUUGUCGGGCGAGCAGGUCGGAGAGAAUCAAGGACUCGGACUUUUAAGAUUGCAUUCCACCUACAGACAUGAUUUGAAGAUUUAUGCUUCAGAUGAGGGCAGAGUUCAGAUGACUGCUGCUGCCUUCGCUAAGGGCCUGCUAGCUCUUGAAGGUCAACUCACGCCUAUUCUUGUUCAAAUGGUGAAGAGUGCCAACACCAACGGACUGCUCGACAACGAUUGUGAGGCCAGCAAACAUCAGAACCUUGCCAAACAGAAACUACACGAAGUUAUGCAAGUUGACAGAGAUUUCACCGAAGAAGACCUGCAAAAGUUGAAUCCUUGUAACUCUGUUAGUGUAGCUGUGGCACUAAAUUUCAUCAAGAACCCGGUCAAAUGCUGUCAACGUGUUCUUGAACUGAUACACAUACUGGUUGAAGUAAUACAUGAAAAAUGUUUAAACCCAAAUACUAGAGAUCUAACUCUGUAUCACGGCGAAACUUGGGAAUUGAUGGGGAGAAGAUGGGGAAAAAUUGUGAAAGAUUUCUUCUUCAAAAGUAAUAUGUUUGAUAUAUCUAAGAUACCGGAUAUCUAUGAUUGUAUAAAAUAUGACUUACAGCACAACCAAGCGGCAUUACAGUUUAAUCAGGCUGAAGAGCUGUACGUGACUGCCAAGCAUUUGGCGGAUGUAGUUGUGCCACAGGAAUAUGGUCUGACGAAACAGGAGAAAAUGAUGAUUGGUCAAGGCAUUUGUACACCGCUGUUGAGGAAGAUUCGCGCCGAUUUGCAGCGUAAUAUCGAAGAGAAUGAGGAUGAAACUGUUAACAGGUUGAAUCCUAUGUACUCGCGAGAUGUGUUGAACCCAGGGAGACACGUGAGGUCGAGACUGUAUUUUACUAGUGAAAGUCACAUACAUUCGUUGAUUAAUGUGUUGAGGUUUGGUGGCCUGGUCGAUAUGGAGAACGACGAGCAAUGGAAACGUGCCAUGGAUUAUAUCGGGGUGAUUCCUGAGCUAAACUACAUGUCUAGAGUUGUGAUUAUGUUGUACGAAGACCCCAAAAAGGACGUCACGUCAGAUGAGCGCUUCCAUGUUGAACUGCAUUUUGGGCCGGGUGUUAAUUGUUGUGUGAACAAGAGUUUACCGCCCGGUCCCGGGUUCCGACCUCAAACGAGUGAGAAACGGUUAGCCGUGCUUACUUCGACCUCGUUCAACGGAAAUAGUGAGCGAAUGGAGAUUUGCGACGACUUGAACGAGGCUGACUCGAAAAAUGGCAACCUCGCGGUCACUGAAGAGCUGUUCCAAUGUGAGAACAGCUGCGGCUAUGACAGCAUGUGGGAUUACUGCGCCAUGGAAGUGGACAAUACUGAUCCGAACAACCUAUUGAGUCCGAUUCAGAGAGACAUGAGCGACUAUUACAGAUCAGUUCAACUGCUGGAGAAAGACGGCAGCACCAACAGUCUGUUCUCAACAGCUGUGAUCAGUGGCUCGGCCAGCUCACCGCACCUAACCGAUCUCCAGUACUCGGCGUGUAUCGGCGCCGAACGGCUCCCAUCCAUCCGCCCGCUCGAAACACUGCACAACGCGCUCUCCCUCAAACAACUAGACUCGUUUCUCGAGAGAAUGACAACUGCCAUGUCUUACAAAACUGCAGCUGAUCCCGGUAAAUCACCGUACUCAAACAACCAACAACUUGGAUGACUACAGAAACCUCGCUUUUCGUAUGUUGAAUACGAUAGCGAAAGUGAUGAAUUCUAAACAAUCCAACAAACUUUUCCUGUGAUAUUUUGUGCUCAAAGAGUAUUUUAUUUGUUCGACGAUGAUAUUCUAGAAAAAAACUUGAAAUUUUCAAUUUAUACCUUUUUAAACGCUGCACUUAGAAUAAACUACUACAUUUCCAUUUUUGGGUGCACAUAUGUUUAAUCUUUAUCCUCACUGUGAUGCGAAAUGAUUGAUUCUAUUGUAUUUUAAAAUUUGAAUUAAACUAGCUGUAAAGCAAUGUCUGGUGUUAGUUUCAACCAUCUUACUAAAGUAUUUCUUAUUUGGAAACACCAGCAAAGGGUGUUAUAAGUAGUGUUCUCACUUUCGUGCGUAGAAAGAAUUGAUAAGUAGAUGAGAUAGAUAGGUAGAUAAAUGGAUAGAUAGAUAGAUAAAAAUGUAAUGACUUGUCUUAGAAUGUAGACUAAAGAUUCAGAUUUAUUAAAUUAAGUCCAAUGGCUAGUUAUUCGUUGAAAUCUGAGGCAUCAUAGUUUACGCAAUUCAGUAAAUUAGAAUUCCUGUUUCCAAGACAAUAUUUUUAUAAGGUUUACAUGUAGUAAAAAUUGUUCAGAUUUGAAAGAAUGCAAACUGCAAUGUAAAUGCUAUUAUUAAAAUAGGAAGGAAUUUUAAAGUUCUUAUUGUUAACAAUUUAGUAAGAUUUGCAUGGAACUAAAUUCAAGUUAUAAAACUGUUUGAAUGAAGAAAAUAAUUUAAUUAAUUGAACACUUAUCAGAAAAUUUGAAGAAUGCAAUUAGUCCAGUCAAGGAAAGGUUAUAGAGGGAAAAGUUGGGAAGACAAUUCUUGACCCCGCAGUUCUGUUUAGGGUUGUAAGGAUGUAAACAUAUCAAAAGUCCCCACCCCUACCCACUGUGCUAAGGGGGUGGGGGUGGUUUAAAUGUACAAUGUUUUGGUAUCUCGCAUAAAACUCAAAAGCCAUGUAUCUUGAGGACCUGGCUGUCAUAUAACAAAUAAAAGCUUACAUAAUUUCCUACAAUAUUCAUCCUACAAAUUUUUUCAUAUCUCCUCUAGUGUUCGAGAUAUCCGCUCUUGAAGGUGUGACAUUUUUGAAAAAACACGUUUGCCACCAAUUUUUUUCUAUUUUUACUCUUAUAACUUUUUGAGAAUCAAUGGGGAAAAUCCAUGCUGAUUAUGAGCUUAUAGAGCAUUAAAUUCUCUUCAAUUAUAUGUAUAAUUUCACUCCUUUACGAAUUUCCCUACACCUUUUGCAAUAGUUUUAGUGUUGAGUGUGAAAUCUGCACAGGGGGUAGGUGUGGGGACUUUUGAUAUGUUUACCUCCUUACUACCCUCAACCGAACUGUGGGGUCAAAAAUUGUCUUCCAAACAUUUCCCUCUAUACCCUUUUUUUGAGCAUUCAUCGCCUGGACUAAAUAGUACAAUGGAUAACAGUGACGCUCUUACAAUUAAUGCAAUUGUAAUGUAAACAUAUUAUAUAAUGAAAUAGAAACAUAAUAUAUUAUCUUCUCAUCUUGAAUAGUUUCAGUCACACAUAACACAAGUUAUAAUAUUAAAGUCCUGUUCAAGACUACAUAA